Molecule: messenger RNA, 1214 nt
Organism: Cokeromyces recurvatus
Lineage: Eukaryota; Fungi; Mucoromycota; Mucoromycetes; Mucorales; Mucoraceae
Exons: 3
Coding region: 63-1208 (381 amino acids)
Source: RefSeq, a predicted model, not a curated record
UUAUUUGUGUGUGUGUGUGUGUUUUUAACCUCUUUUUAUUAUUAUUAUUUUCUCACAUAAAAAUGGAAGCUAUUGAUAACUAUGCUAACGAUAACAUUGUACGUUCAGUAGCUUAUAAUGCACUCGAAAAAAGAUAUCAACAUCAAUUCCUUGCCCUUUUACCCAUCUCGUCACGACUCUUACGACAACGAGUUCGACUGCUAUUGGAAAAUGGACAACCGGAAUCAUCUGAAUGGAACAAGGUCGUUCAAUGGCAACAAGAUGACUGUGCGCAACAAAUUGAAACUUUGUUUAGUGAUCCUGCAUCAGCUGAUACCAUCUAUCAGGCCCCCAUCUACUACAAACGCAAGGAUGUCGAAACGCUUGAAGCAGUUCUCGAAUUUGUACCUCGUUCUAUUAUUGUCCUCAUCUUGGAAGAUGGUAGUGGUGAUAUCUCUGACAUCAAAUAUCAUAAUACAAAGAGAGUAACUGAAGAGGAAUGGUUGGAUAUCUUUGAGAAUUGGUCAAGGACACUUGAAGACGCUGAACGUAUCUUUUUAACUCGUGUUACUCGUACAAAGCAACCGAAAAAAAUAUUUACAAUGGCAGACAAAUCACCUGAAGAUUAUUGGGGAGACUGGUCAAGUGAUGAAGGUUCUUUACAAACAAAAAAUACUAUCUAUCAAAGGAAUCCAACAGGGGAUAAUAAUAAUAGUACAAUAAAGGAAUCCGAUGAUUCUGAAGAUGACUAUUAUACUCGAUGGUCUCAAGAUCCAGGUACAUUAACACCCAAUGAAACGCCAAAGCGUGUAUUGAAAUCAAUGGACGCCUUACAGCAUAGCACAAGUCAAUUAACAAUGAACCAAGAACUGGAGGAAGAAUAUGAUCAAUCUUAUAAUCCAUUGUUUACUGUGCCUAGUGUACCCAACUUGAUGGACGCUCACACAGCUGCCCUUUCUGAACUUACUCAUAUGUUACAAGCAUCAUUACCUCAACAACAGCAACAACAACAACAACAGAAAGAAGAAGAAGAAGAUCAACAACAAUUCCCUGGUGCCUAUCCUCUAUCCGGUACCCAAUCUCCUGUAGCACAAGAUCCAUUACUUAAAGAAGCAGGUCGUAGUCUAUUUAUGAAAAGUCUUAGUGCUCUUAUUUCAGCUGCUCGAUUAUUGGGUUACGAUAGACAAGACAUCCUAAAUAUGGUUCAAGAAAUAGUUAACAAACAGUAACUUUUU